This is a messenger RNA of Nycticebus coucang (slow loris), 781 nucleotides long. RefSeq names its product nascent polypeptide-associated complex subunit alpha-like. The record is from RefSeq and is a predicted model, not a curated record. Gene Ontology annotation, biological process: protein targeting to membrane. The transcript has a single exon. Bases 28 to 675 code for a protein of 215 amino acids. Gene Ontology annotation, cellular component: cytoplasm; nascent polypeptide-associated complex. Lineage: Eukaryota; Metazoa; Chordata; Mammalia; Primates; Lorisidae.
AUCUUGGUUCCACGUUCCCUGCACAACAUGCCUGGUGAAGCCACAGAAACCGUCCCUGCUACAGAGCAGGAGUUGCCACAGCCUCAGGCUGAGACAGGGUCUGGAACAGAAUCUGACAGUGAUGAAUCAGUACCAGAGCUAGAGGAACAAGAUUCCACACAGGCAACCACACAGCAAGCGCAGCUGGCAGCAGCAGCUGAAAUUGAUGAAGAACCAGUCAGUAAAGCAAAACAGAGUCGGAGUGAAAAGAAUGCACGGAAGGCUAUGUCCAAACUGGGUCUUCGACAAGUUACAGGGGUUACUAGAGUCACUAUCCGGAAAUCUAAGAAUAUCCUCUUUGUCAUCACAAAACCAGAUGUCUACAAGAGCCCAGCUUCAGAUACCUACAUAGUUUUUGGUGAAGCCAAGAUCGAAGAUUUAUCUCAGCAGGCACAGCUAGCAGCUGCUGAGAAAUUCAAAGUUCAAGGUGAAGCUGUUUCAAACAUUCAAGAAAACACACAGACUCCAACUGUACAAGAAGAGAGUGAAGAGGAAGAGGUGGAUGAAACAGGUGUGGAAGUUAAGGACAUAGAAUUAGUCAUGUCACAAGCAAAUGUGUCGAGAGCAAAGGCAGUCCGAGCUCUGAAGAACAACAGUAAUGAUAUUGUAAAUGCUAUUAUGGAACUAACAAUGUAACCAUCAAAACAAGGAGGACUUUUUUGGUGUUUCAAAAGAGUAACUGCAGCUUGGUUUGAAAUUUGUACUGUUUCUAUCAUUAAUAAAGUUAUGGCUUCUUGUUGGA